Molecule: messenger RNA, 785 nt
Organism: Camellia sinensis
Lineage: Eukaryota; Viridiplantae; Streptophyta; Magnoliopsida; Ericales; Theaceae
Source: RefSeq, a predicted model, not a curated record
CUCUCCCCUCUCACUAAAUUCACUCCGCGCCUCUCUCUCUCUCGCUCGCUCGCUCUAGAACCCUACCUCCCACCUGUCUCCUCUCUCCUCACUCGACACCCUUCUUUCUCUCUAUCUCUCUCUCUCUCUUCAAAUUUGGAUCGCCCGCGUUCAAUUCACGCCCUCACUCUUCAAAACCCUAUAUCUGUCUAUCUCUUUUUCUCUCUCUUUCUAAUUUGGCCAUUGUUGUUAAUUUUCUCUCUCCUCGAUUUCGGACCACAACAAACCCUAUUUUCUCUGCAAACUAUUUAGCUACACCAUGAGGAAGGAUACGAAGAGAAAGGCCAGCCAAAAGGUGGAGCCGAAAUCUACAGAAGAGACCACGAGCAAAGAGGCGAGCCAAUCUAAGGUUACAGAAGAGACUGCGAGCAAAUCUAACGUGGAAACAACAACCUCCAACAAGGAGUCAAGCAAAGCUGGUAGAAGAGCUAAGCGAGUCAAGGCUUCCAAGCCUGAAUCCGAGCCCCAGUUCUUUCCUGAAAAGCGUAAUUUGGAAGACCUAUGGCAACAGGUUUUCCCAGUUGGGACGGAGUGGGAUCAGUUGGACCAUGUUUAUCAGUACAAGUGGAAUUUCUCAAAUCUAGAAAAUGCAUUUGAAGAGGGUGGAGAACUAUAUGGGCAAAAAGUCUACCUUUUUGGUUGCACUGAGCCUCAAUUGGUCUUUUUCAAUGGUGAAGGAAAAGUAACCUGCAUACCUGUUGUAGUUGCUGUAAGUUACUAAACUAUUUCCUUUGUUAAUAGGGUCA